Messenger RNA from Symbiodinium sp. CCMP2456, 4380 nucleotides. The record is from the annotation of a GenBank genome assembly. Lineage: Eukaryota; Dinophyceae; Suessiales; Symbiodiniaceae.
AUGGCUGCAAAACGGAUUCCAUAUCGGAUCUCGUGGCAUUUUGCCCUGAUCCUCGAAUUGACUUGCAUUGAAGCCCUUCGCGACUCAGACCUGAACUUCCGCACGCUUACGACCUCCCAGGAGUGCCCAGAGACCUGCACAUCGCCUUCUGGCCGCAGUGGCUCCUACGAGCUGCACGGCGAAGCCGCUAAAAGCCUUGGUAAGGCCAAGUACUUUGUGAGCACCGACUGUGCAGCUGCCUUGGCCGAUCGCAGCCCCACUGCCAACCUCGUGCCCUGGAUCGAUGCGGAGGACCCUCUGAAUGGCUCCUUCGUGGCAGUCUUCGUAGACCCCGUCCUCAUUAACAAGAUCCGUGCUGGGACGUCGGACAAAGCCAAGCUCUGUGCAGCUCAGAGCGACGAGGCCCAUUGCGUUUGCAAGCUGACGGGUGAACGGCCGCUGGGUGUGCUGGGACGCAUGUUGGUGGCACUUCCCCACUCGAAGAAAGCGCAGGCACUGCAGAUUUCCAUGGAGAGCUGCCCGGAGGGCGUGCCUGACCUCCUGGCUGGCACUGUGCUGGCAAGCCUCGUCUUGACUCUUGGCGUGUCUGUCUGGAUGCUGCACAUGGCCCGGGCCAGAGAGAGGCUGCAGGAGCCCGUGGCGCCUCCUCAGAUUCUUGCGGAGGUGAAGAGCCCGAUGCACAACUUCCUCAGCAGCUACUCCUGGGCAGCCGGCUUUCUCCUCUCCUUGAUGGCCUUGCAGACGGGCGCCCUGGCAGUGGUCCGGAAGUCCUCCGAAGAAGAGGCGCCCGUGUGGAUCGUCGCGGCCUGCCCCGCCGCCCUGGCACUUGCAGCUGCCCUGCGCCUGUCGCAGCUUCUCGCGAAGAAGCAGCUGGUACACGCAUUCCUGAAGUGGAACAUAAUCAUCACUGAUUUGCCGGAUGACGUAAUCCUCGACGCCGUGCUCGUGGUCGGCAUCCUUGCAUACUUCCUCUUCGUCCUCUACCUCGUGAGCAUCGACUUCCAGACACUGGUGUUCGCCUUGACCGCUCUGGGCGGAUCAUUGUGGACGGUCCUCAAAGCGGUGAGCACUGCGAGGGACUUGGACCAAGGUUUACAACUCGUCGAGAUCAACCCGGCAUCGCUUGUGAGGAGCGCGGAAUCGCUGAGCAUGAAGCCGCUACCCUGGGCGACACUGCUGGCGCUCAGCAGAAUGGAGGACCUUCGCAAGCUCUUGGAGUCGGACUCCCCCGGCACCGGAUCUGCGCUUUCCCCGAAAGCAUCGUCCCCCAGGUGCUGGACAUCUGUAGCUCGGCAGGGGCCCCUGCUCCGUUUCUUGAGCCGCUCCCAUACCGGCUUCCUCGCAUUGCCGGCCUUCCUGGCCCUGGUGGCAUUCUCCUGCUGCGUCUCUGCUGGGCACAUGGCGGCCUAUGCCUGUUCGGCCGGGGAGCUCGCUGACCUGAAGCUGGCCAGCUCCUUGCACUCCCUGGACUUCCUGCCGUGGCAGACUCGCUAUGAAGUCACCAGCGACGUCUCCUUCACCAAAUUGGCCCUGAUGGCUUGGGUCCAGCCCCCUACCACGCGCCUCAUCUCCAUCACCCAGCCGCAAGCCACCAGCAUGCCCCCCUCCAGCCCCCGAGUCAUUGCCGUUGACGAGAAGCAAGGCGCGGCAGUCGAAGGAAUCCAGCUGGCGCACCGGCACAUUCCUCGGGUUGCCACGGUGGGUGUUCAGGGCCUCCGGCCUUCUCGCCCCGAAACCACAUACGAAGUGCGCUUCUCACCAUCGGCCACCAUGCCGGCAGCCCUCAGGAUCACCGCCCAGGACUUCAAUAGAACCAUCGCCUGGUCGUCCUUGCCGGGAUCGAUGUUCAGCAUCCCAGAAGGUCUCCAAGACUUCCACUUCGAGGUGCAGCUCGCGGACUUCCUCCUGGGCCUCCCGAAACCCCACAGCCAAGGACCCGCUACAGGGCAGCUUUGGACAGCCUACCGUCACCACCCGAAUGCAACGGAGGAGAGCUGCAGGAAAGACUGCGGCCACGACCUGGAAUGCUUGGAGUCCUACGUGGGACCGGGGGGCUGUUACGGGGUCCUCUCCGACCGAGAACAGUGGGAAUCCGGUGACCUCCCAGAGGAUCUCUCAAGCUCGCUGCAAGCCGCAGAGAAGAGCCUCAGGGGCCGCUUGAGCGGUUGUCGGCUAGGGGAGGACCGAGCAGAGGCAGAGGCCAAGCGAGGCAAGACGCAGUGCGGCGAUGUGGAGAUGAAGGCAAGCCACCUCCAGCUCCCCUUCGGCAGAGUCCGGCCAGAUUGGGCCAGUCGCCUCGCUACGCUCAACUUCGCUUUGGAAUUGGAGAUAGGCGGACAGAAGUUCGAGGCCGAGGCAAUACCCAUCUCCUUCAGGCAAGGGGCGCCACCUCCAAGCGACUCCAUGGCCCUGCUGCUCGGACAGAACGGCAGCGGCACGUUCGUGCUGAAAACCGAGAGCUCCCUGGACGUGCAGGGCAACGUGGUCGUCUCCAUCUCCAAGUACGACCCGCUUGCCUUCGAGAAGCUCCGCUUGCUGGUGAUGCCGAUGCUGCCCGACCCGGCCUUCCGGGCCAACUGGUCCCAGUGGUCUGGUUCCACAAAGGCAGACCAAGAGCUCCUGCAGAGGCACGGGCGCUGCUUGGAGAGCGCUCAAGUCCGCUCUCGGUACAGAAUCUGCGGUGCGUACGACGGCGCCAACCACAGCUCCGGCCUGGGAGAUGAACCCCUGGCUGUGCAGCUUGACCCGCUCCAGGGGCAGAUGGACGCCCCUCGCCACUUUACGGUGGUGCCACGUAAAGCGCGCGAGUGGGGUUUCUCGCCUUCGGAACAGCGCACUGUCGUCUUGCAGUAUGACGGAGUGGACAGCCCCGCUGCCUGGGCAGCUCAGUUGCACGGAUGUUCAGUUGUGAAUGUGAGCACGAAAGCUGAAGGCGCCGUCCUUUCCUCGACUGACGCGCUAUGUAAACUCCUCACCACUUGCCAUGCACAUCUGUGCGAGCAAGUGCGGAAUCAAAGCCUGGGUGGCCAGAAAAUAAGUGUCCCGUGGUCAUUCGAUUACGUCCACCCACCUGCUCUGCUGUCGCCAGAUGGCACCGUGAAGCUCUUAGCCUGCAUGGAAGGGGCAGCUCCAGCCUGCAGCGAACGCAUUGGCAAGCGCUGGCUCUACAAGCAGGGAUGGGUUGGCAUGCAGGGCUACAGCCUGGCGUUCCCCGUGAAGUCCUUGCUGAAGCAAGCGACCAACGGCACCGCGCUGAGCCUGCUGAAAGAGGUCCACAGCAACUUGACCCAAGAGGAAGGCAAGAGCUUCGAUGAGUACGCUGCGCGGGAGGUCUGGCGACUGCCAGAGCUGUCAGGUGACCUUCUCGCCACACUGGCGGCCCUAGGCGACCAAAUGCCCAAGGACCUGGCAGACGCUUUGCUAAAGAGCCCCUUGGGCACGAUGCCACCCGUGACGCUGCAGGUGCAGGCGGCCUUCGCCCACCUGACGGACCUGACGGUGCAAUUGGAGGAUGCGGCCCAGCUCGGGCAGCUGGGCGCGCUGGCGCAGCUCGCGCCGAAGCUGCGAGAGCUCCGCCUCGGCUGCAUCCGGUGUCCGGCGGAGCGCAAGACGGUGGAUCCCGAGGCUCUGCGGCUCUUCGCCCGGCUCAGCGGUCUCCGCGAGUUGAAUUUCGUCGAGUUCCGGCUCUUGAAACUUCCAGAGGAGGCCUUCGGAAGCCUCGGAGAGCUGACGAGUUUGGCUCUGUCCCACAACCAACUGCAGAGCCUGGAGCCUAACGCUUUCCAGGGGCUCAGAGGGCUGAAGCGGUUGGAUCUGUACCGCAACCAACUGCAGAGCCUGGAGCCUAACGCCUUCCAGGGGCUCAGAGGGCUGAAGGGGUUGUUUCUGUCCCGCAACCGGUUCCAGAGCCUCAAGCCCGGCACUUUCCAGGGGCUCAGAGGGCUGGAGGUGUUGGCUCUGUCCGACAACCAACUGCAGAGCCUGGAGCCCGGCGCUUUCCAGGGGCUCAAAGAGCUGAAGCGGUUGGCUCUGGACGGCAACCAACUGCAGAGCCUGGAGCCUAGCGCUUUCCAGGGGCUCCAAGAGCUGACGGAGUUGGCUCUGUCCCGCAACCGGUUGCAGAGCCUCAAGCCCGGCACUUUCCAGGGGCUCCAAGAGCUGACGGAGUUGGCUCUGUCCAACAACCAACUGCAGAGCCUGGAGCCUAGCGCUUUCCAGGGGCUGAGAGGGCUGAAGCGGUUGUAUCUGGAAGGCAACCAACUGCAGAGCCUGGAGCCUAACGCCUUCCAGGGGCUCAAAGAGCUGAAGCAGUUGGCUCUGUCCGACAACCGGUUCCAGAGCACCCCAGCGAUCUGCAAGGAAGAGGGAGUGCACUGCUAA